CACGAUCUUUCGGCCACCAGUUUUCUAAUGCCGACUUUUCAUAUCUUCUCAGUUCUCGCAUUGCUUCAGAGUGUUGCUGCAAUUUCAAGUAUUUCAACUCUUAUCUGUUUCAUCUUUUCUUCUUCUUGGUUUGAAUCAGUUUGUAUUUGCUCACCUAACGGAUUUGAUUCUAUGGGUUCACGAAGUUUUAAUCUUUUUUUAUGUUUUGGCCCAAAAAGGGAUUGCUGUAAGCGAAGGGGAAAAAGAAGAAAGGCUUCAGUCUGUUGUUGUAAAUAUUGUUCUUGCGUGUGUUCAACAUCCUUCAUAUUGCAAAUGGGAAGAGAAUACAAGAAUUCAUCAUUACGGAUACUCAGUGUUUGUAUGGGUACUGCAUCGCCGCGCAUAUCCACAGAAGUCUCUCUUCUUUUUCCUCCCUUUGAAGAAGAAUCAAUAUUCAUAUCCGAUAUCCAAACGCAACCGCUGGGACAGAUAUUUUACAUAGAGGGUGAACUCCUGGUGAUAAAUGAGGACCAACAUUUCUACACGGCGUGCUCAGAUUGUAAGAUGUCAUUUAUAAGCAGUACUUCGGCAAGACCAAUCUACUAUAUACAUUGCGACCGAUCAACCCAACUUAUCCCCGGCAGAGUCCAAUUUGAAGUUACGGUCGUCGAUCACACUGGUUGUGCAAUAGCUCACACUGGUUGUGCAAUAGCUUCCAUUUCAGACCAAUCAGAAGAGAAGAUGUUGAACCUCACCGUACAAAAUAUUUAUGACAUCUGUCGAACCAAGAAUCCAAAUGAGAAGAUUAUUUUCCAAAAUCCGGACAAGCUAUGUAUUUUGGAUUAUGAGGAAAAAGAUCUGCCAACCAGCCAUUACCAACUGCACCAAUGAUGGGGAUCACUGCAGCAAACAAGUGGAAGGUUGUGGAGAUUAGUUUAGAACCAAGAAACCAACAAAACCUGCCCAGCAAAAAUAGACCUUCUAGCAGUAAACAUAAAACCGAAAUCAGGGCCCCUAUCAAAGGGAUUGAAAGGUACUCAAAAUUUAAGCCUCGCAACUUCGCCCAUGACUGAAUAUGUAUUACUUCAUAAUCUAUUGGCCACUAAGUCACAUAUAUAUUGAGGCUUCCCCUGUAACUCGAGUUCAAGAAACUUUAUCCUAAGCUGCCUGACCAAGGAUGAGAAACACAAAUGAAACAUAAGUGAAAUUAUCAUUUCGAAGCAAAAUAUGUUUUUCCCUUUAUACUGAUGUUGUGUUAAAGUCUUGGAACAAUGUUAGCGCUAGAAGGUAGAUAAGAGUAUCCAUGUGGCAUAACUUGAAGUUCAAAAUUAACUGGAAUUGAAAUCUGCAUUCACUAAUCUGAUACAUUUAUUCUAUUAUCCUUUAACCAAACCUUAUCAUACUAAUUGUCUUGAAUAGUUGUAGGGUUCAUAUUUACAAGUCAUCUGGAAUCCUGAGUGUGUAGAGGUUUUCAGAUCCCAAAUUUGAAUUUAGUUAUUUUCUGGGGUUGACCAUUUGGAUAAUACCACCACAUCACCUGCUAUUCAAAAAACAUCAUUGUUGCUUUUAAAAAACUUCUAGGAGAAUAGAGCUUAGUAGACAAAUAUCUAAUGCAUAACAGUUGAAUUGAGAAGAGCAUUUAAGGUUUGUUUGCUGAAUUACUUCUCAUAAUCAACUACACUUUAUACAUGGAAAAAUAGAUACAAUGAAUGCUUUAUCUAUGGGUUAUGAGUCAAUAAAUUAUGCCAUUUAAAUAUAGUGCUGAAAGUUUGUCGUGUUGAUGCUUAUACUCUUAUUUCGUUUUCUCAUAAAGUUUUUGAAGCAAAGAAAACCUUAAACUGUCGCCUUUUGUCGCGCUGCGCUGUCUUUUUGACAGGCCGGAGUACAUAAAUACAUGGAUUUUUAACAAGCCGGAUUACAUUAACACAUGAAGAUACAUGAUGCGCCAUGCUUGAAAAAG
Lycium barbarum (goji berry) is the source of this 1939-nucleotide messenger RNA. RefSeq lists its product as uncharacterized. The record is from RefSeq and is a predicted model, not a curated record. NCBI's taxonomy places the organism in Eukaryota, Viridiplantae, Streptophyta, Magnoliopsida, Solanales, Solanaceae. The transcript has 7 exons. The coding region runs from base 28 to 870 and encodes 280 amino acids.